Molecule: messenger RNA, 1040 nt
Organism: Cornus florida
Lineage: Eukaryota; Viridiplantae; Streptophyta; Magnoliopsida; Cornales; Cornaceae
Product: actin-related protein 2/3 complex subunit 4
Exons: 8
Coding region: 206-733 (175 amino acids)
Biological process (GO): Arp2/3 complex-mediated actin nucleation; actin filament polymerization
Cellular component (GO): actin cytoskeleton; Arp2/3 protein complex
Molecular function (GO): actin filament binding
Source: RefSeq, a predicted model, not a curated record
AGGUCGGAAUAUUUUAUUUUCGUACUUUUAUGUUUUUUGAACGACACGUCUCUCUAUUUACGAGGCGCAUUUUAGCAACUUCUUCCCUUAACGUACACGGGAGUACAAAAUCGCAUCUCCAAGCACAUCGAAUCGAAGCUAAGAACUGAUCUACUUGUAGCAGAGGCCGUUCUUCCAUCGAUUCAUUUUUGCGCGCAUUUAAUCGAUGGCGAACACACUACGAUUGUAUUUGACUUGCAUAAGAAACACUCUUGAGGCUGCCAUGUGUUUGCAGAACUUCCCGUGUCAAGAAGUUGAAAGGCAUAACAAACCAGAGGUUGAACUGAAGUAUGUUAACGCAUUGUGGACCAGUGCAGAACUGCUGCUAAACCCUGUUCUGAUAUGUCGAAAUGAGGCUGAAAAAUGUUUAAUCGAAACUUCUAUUAAUUCAGUGCGCAUAAGUCUCAAGGUAAAGCAAGCAGAUGAACUAGAAAACAUACUAACUAAAAAAUUUCUUAGAUUUUUGUCGAUGAGGGCAGAAGCAUUUCAGGUGUUGAGGAGAAAGCCAGUGCAGGGAUAUGACAUUAGCUUUCUUAUUACAAACUAUCACUGUGAGGAUAUGCAAAAGCACAAGUUGAUUGAUUUUAUUGUGCAAUUCAUGGAGGAUAUGGAUAAAGAGAUAAGCGAAUUGAAGUUGUCUGUGAACACACGAGGAAGGCUUGUGGCUACAGAGUUCCUAAAGCAAUUCGUCUGAUACUUGCAAAAGGUACCACACAUUUGUAUGAAUCUGGUUUUUGUGGAUCUUAUCAAACCAUUUUCUUCAAGAGUGUCUGUGACACAGCAAGAAGUUAUAUUUUGGUUGCUUCAUGCUUUAUGUUUGUUAGGAUUCUGUUCCCUAGUGGUUCACCUUUUUGUUUGCCCAGUGAACCAAUAAUCUAUCAAGACAAAUAUUCUGUAUUUUUUUGUUUUUUUGGUUGUAAAUUUUAAACUCAUUUACUGUGUUCUUAUUCUUGUAACCAGUGUAACAAUUGACUGAUAUGAAGAAAAUACGUUUUACUGAA